Messenger RNA from Oncorhynchus kisutch (coho salmon), 858 nucleotides. RefSeq names its product circumsporozoite protein-like. The transcript has 3 exons. The record is from RefSeq and is a predicted model, not a curated record. Bases 1 to 858 code for a protein of 285 amino acids. NCBI's taxonomy places the organism in Eukaryota, Metazoa, Chordata, Actinopteri, Salmoniformes, Salmonidae.
AUGGCUGUACUGAGGCUGGGCCACCACUGGGAUGGCUGGGCCACAACUAGGAUGGCUAGUAAGAUCAUCAGCCAGCUCUCUGAUGCUGACACUAACGCUAACACUGACACUAACACUCACACUAACGCUAACGCUGACACUAACACUAACGCUAACGCUAACAGUAACGCUAACGCUGACACUAACACUAACACUGACACUAACACUCACACUAACGCUAACGCUAACACUGACACUGACACUAACAGUAACGCUAAGGCUGACACUAACACUAACACUGACACUAACACUCACACUAACGCUAACGCUGACACUAACACUAACGCUCACACUAACGCUAACACUAACAGUAACGCUAAGGCUGACACUAACGCUAACACUGACACUAACAGUAACGCUAAGGCUGACACUAACGCUAACACUGACACUAACACUGACACUAACGCUGACACUAACAGUAACGCUAAGGCUGACACUAACGCUAACACUAACGCUAACACUGACACUAACACGAACAGUAACGCUAACGCUGACGCUAACACUAACGCUAACGCUGACGCUAACACUAACGCUAACACUAACACUAACACUCACACUAACGCUGACACUAACACUAACGCUGACACUAAAGCUAACGCUAACACUAACAGUAACGCUAACGCUGACACUAACACUAACGCUAACACUAACGCUAACACUGACACGAACAGUAACGCUAACGCUGACGCUAACACUAACGCUAACACUAACGCUAACGCUAAUGCUGACACUAACGCUAACGCUAACACUAACGCUAACGCUAACGCUAACACUAACGCUAACGCAGCCUUCCACUGGCCACAGAUCUUGCUGCUGUGA